UACUCACCCACUUGUUGAGUCAUACUUGAGCCACCCACCCCUGGGCUGAAGUUCGUGGUCACUCCAUCUCCCCACUUCUUAUUUCCUGUGUCUUGUAAAGCUGACUGAACCCCACAGAGCAACCUCAUUUGUAUAGACCACACUGGAGGAAGGGACACUUCCCUUCCACUCCUCUCUCCACUUUCCUCUUCAUAGUGCCUCCUUAGCCUGGAACUGGAUCUCAGGGUGACAGGACAGUUUAAGCAUAACAAACCCUCCAUGGAUCUGCCUUAUUACCAUGGCCGCCUGACCAAGCAAGAGUGUGAAGCCCUGCUCCUCAAGGGAAGGGUGGAUGGCAACUUUCUGAUAAGAGACAGCGAGUCUGUGCCAGGAGCCCUGUGCCUCUGUGUCUCGUUUAAAAAGCUUGUCUACAGCUACCGAAUCUUCAGAGAGAAACAUGGAUAUUACAGGAUAGAGACUGAGGCUGAUACUCCAAAAAAGAUCUUUCCAAACCUACAGGAAUUAGUCUCCAAAUACGAAAAACCGAAUCAAGGAUUGGUGGUUCCCCUUUCAAACCCAAUAAUGAGAAAUGACCUAUACCCAAGAGGGAGAAGAGAGGAGUUAGAGCUGAAUGUUUAUGAGAACACUGAUAAGGAGUAUGUGGACAUCUUGCCUUAAAGACAAGGACAUUGGGCAAGGCAAGCUAGAGAAGAGAUGACUCUGCUCUCAGCUGCCACAUCUGCAAAUAUGAAUCUAAAAUGCCUACUUCUAGUGGGCCACUGAGACUCUCUGAUUCAGAUAGCAAGAUCUGUUCUGCAGCCUUGGAGGAGUCAUUUCCCCCAUGUCUGCCUUCUGGCACACUCAAGAGGCUCCAAAGCCACUACUUACCUCUUACUCCUUUAUCUUGAAGUUGAACAGCCAUAACCCAGUCUCCUAUCCAGUUAGAGGCAGCUCCCCUCCUACAUGGUUGACAACUUCCAACAAGACAAUGGGAAAUGAAGCAGAACAAGUACUUCAUACAGCAGAAAAAGUACUUAAUGGUGACUUCAGAGUUCCUGUCAUGUGGCUCUGUGACUCAGCUUCUUCAUCAAUUCAACAAUUGGUUGAUCCACAUUACCCGGACUCUCCAUUGAGCCCGGUUGUGUCAGGUGGAGCAGGGAGCCUGAGCAGCAGAAUCAGGAUCUAGGGAUACUGAAGAAGCAAGCAUGUUCGCCCCACCUGUGAGGUCCUGGUCCUGAUGGAGGUUGUGACCCACCCUGUAACUGCGGGCUUUUCCACCUGUGCCCCAGUUCCUGAAUAAUGAAUGACUCCUUGGCUUGUUUAUUUAUGAAAUUAAUGCCUAAGGCUUGAACUAGAAUUCCUACGGAGAUUG
Messenger RNA from Mastomys coucha (southern multimammate mouse), 1351 nucleotides. It is a transcript of the gene Sh2d1b, whose product is annotated as SH2 domain containing 1B. Bases 259 to 657 code for a protein of 132 amino acids. The record is from RefSeq and is a predicted model, not a curated record. NCBI's taxonomy places the organism in Eukaryota, Metazoa, Chordata, Mammalia, Rodentia, Muridae. The transcript has 4 exons.